Molecule: messenger RNA, 678 nt
Organism: Mesocestoides corti
Lineage: Eukaryota; Metazoa; Platyhelminthes; Cestoda; Cyclophyllidea; Mesocestoididae
Source: the annotation of a GenBank genome assembly
AUGUUUACAAUCACGCGAGACAAAGAGCGCGCCGCUGGCAUGCACGCCACCUCAACGACACGAGGGCGCGACAGGACAACCCACGCCCCGGGUCCGCGUUCUCCUACCCGCACACGUGCGCGCACGUUUGACAGUUCAGUUAGCCGCACCCAGCUCAGAGCCCCAAGAAAGUUUCGUGGCACUUGGAUUCAGGGCGAGGGUUCAGGCAGGCGGUUGGGGGGGCACCCACCACCGAUGCGUUAUCAAAAUGGCGGGCGGAUGCAGCGCUACGUGGUCCACACUGGCACCGUAAAUCAUCACACUUUUAUUUCCUGCCGCGGCACGGCGUGCAUGUGGACCGGAACCUACCACAGCGGUCGUGCUGGCCAGCGGCCAAAUGCUCGCCUGUGGGAACGUAUUCAGCCUGUCCGGUUAUGGGGACCGCAAGACAGCGCACACGAGCCACACGUACAUGGAACAGGUGCACUGAACACGCGGAGGAAGAAGCGCUCCACGUUGAGGUUGCCAAGAUCAAAAGAAGAGGGCGCGGAACGGAGGAAGGAGCGUGGGAAGAACGAUUCUUUAGUGCGUGAACAGACAUUUAACAACGGGGCGGCCUUUGCUGGAUUCUCUCGGACACAGAGGGGGCACAUGUACUAUUUAUACAUGGGAAAUUAUGGUGAAGUCACCAUCUGUUAG